Messenger RNA from Ipomoea triloba (trilobed morning glory), 1271 nucleotides. RefSeq lists its product as uncharacterized. Gene Ontology annotation, biological process: shoot system development; root development. NCBI's taxonomy places the organism in Eukaryota, Viridiplantae, Streptophyta, Magnoliopsida, Solanales, Convolvulaceae. The transcript has a single exon. Bases 86 to 997 code for a protein of 303 amino acids. The record is from RefSeq and is a predicted model, not a curated record.
CGCGUUGCAUGUUCAGUUCUCUCACUCACCCUUUAUAUAACUCCAUUAACGUCUCUCCGUGAACCUAUACCCACCGGAAUAACCAAUGACUCCUAAAAUGGUCGCCGGAUUCCGGAGAUCUCUUUCCUUCCCAAACCACCCCAAUUCUUCAUCAUCUUCAAAGCCCAAGAAAACCUUCCACGUCAGAUCCACCAGUCUCCCCUGCAGAUCACACCCGUUGAUUUCUCAGCUCAGGGACGACCUCAACGCGCUCAUGGCCGCGUUGUCGCAAACCCGAACCUCCGCGUGGCUCUGCGACGCCUUGGCUCGCCUCAAAACCAUCCACGAGUCCCUCGACGAUCUCCUGCAGCUCCCCCAGACGCGCGAGUCCCUCCACGCGCACGCCGGCCUCGUCGAGAAUCUUCUAGAAGACUUCCUCCGCUUCGUCGACGUGUACGGGAUCUUCCAGACCAUGAUCCUGCGCGUGAAGGAGGAGCACCAAGCCGCCCACGUGGCCGUGCGGCGGAAAGACGCCGCGAAACUCGCUUCUUUCUCCAAGUCCAUCAAGAAUCUGGGGAAGGAGAUGGAGAAACUGAUUCCGAACUUGCAGUCCACCGCCACCGACAAAUACCUCGUACUCCCCAAACAAGUGGUGGCCGUGCCGGACGGCGACGCCGAGGUGGUCGGGGUCAUGAAAGACGCCGUGAAGGUGACCGUGAUGGUCUCCACGGCUCUGUUCAACGGCCUUUCCGUGUCGUUCACGCUCCCGAAAUCGUCUUCCCGGCGGUGGAUUGUGGGGGCGAAGAAAGUGAACGUGGAGGAGGGGAUUGAAGAGUUUAAAGAAAUGGCGGCGCUGUGGGGACUGAGAAGAAAAGGAGAGGAAGAAGAUGCGAAAAUGGUGGCCAAGAGAAUGCAUGAGAUGGAGGAUUGCAUUGGUGGGAUUGAAAGUGGCGGUGAGAAAGUGUUUAGAAGUUUGAUCAAUGCUAGGGUUUCUUUGCUCAAUGUAUUCACACAAUGACAUUGAAUUGAUGAAGGAGAAGAAGAAGAUGAAGAUGAUAUAUGAUUCAAUUACAUUAUACGUAAAUUUUCAAAUUUCUUUGUCUUGAUUUGAUAUUGUUAAUUACCAUUCAAACUUUAAUUUGCUUUGUCAAUUCAUCAUCAAUAGACAAGUCAUGAAGAAAAUAACUGAGAGGAAAAUUAAAAGCUUUCGUUUAUGAUUGUGUACGUACAGCUAGUGACAUCUUGUAUUCUUGAAUUUUUUUUUAUGUACAAAAGAAAAUGUUGAAAAUUAA